AUGGCUGCUCCCGCCGCACCCAAGGCAGCAUUUGAAAGGAUCGUAGAAGCACUUGGUCAUCAACAGAUAAUCGCUCAUGUGGAUGUCUUUAACGCUACGCUCCUCGUCUACGAUGUGAUAAUCAAUCUCCCCCUCGAGAUUGAGCUCGUUUGGAAGAGAAAAUGGUCAUAUUUGACUGUUUUGUACAUCCUUCAACGUUAUAUCCCAUUUUUCGACACCGCCGGGGUGACUCUUCACCAUCACUUUGGAACCAACUUGAGCCCUCAUACUUGCACCUUGGACUACAGCAUAGCCGCAUGGUCUUACGUCGUCGGGAUCGUCUUGUCUGAAAUCCUUCUAACUCUCCGUGUUUGGGCGGUCUGGGAGAGGAGCACACCGGUGGCUAUAGGGCUUGUUGUAUACUUCCUCGCUUGCUGGGUACCUUGUUAUGUUUUCUUGGCACAAUUCUUGAGCGCCAUGGAAUUCGCCGUUCUGCCAUUCCCUAAUUUUCGCGGAUGCUUCAUUUCGGGUGGAAGCCACGUUCUAUACUUGUGCUGGGUGUUGUUGAUGGUGUAUGACACUGGUACAUUGAUAAUGAUUCUUAUUCCUGGAAUCUCAGCAUAUCGGAGGGGAGGAAGAUCCGAACUCGUCAAGACUGUAUACCGAGACGGUGUGGUUUAUUAUGCGUUAAUAUUCUUAAUCUCGACGAUUAAUGUGAUUAUCGUCCUUACUCUUCCGGCCGACCUCGUCCAUCUUUUAUCUUCAUUUGAGCGUGUAUUACACUCCCUCCUUACCAGCCGCGCAAUCCUUCAUAUCCGUCAGGUAGCCCUUGGGCAAUCUACUCAUCAAUCACUAUCAUCAAGCGAAAUGAGCACGGACAUCUCACUUUCUUCCCUUGCGCACAAAGUUCAUGUGAACGUGUAA
Molecule: messenger RNA, 903 nt
Organism: Marasmius oreades (fairy-ring Marasmius)
Lineage: Eukaryota; Fungi; Basidiomycota; Agaricomycetes; Agaricales; Marasmiaceae
Exons: 13
Coding region: 1-903 (300 amino acids)
Source: RefSeq, a predicted model, not a curated record